GCCCCCACGAUGUGAGCGGGAGGGAGGAGACGCAGAGACGGCCGGGCCGGGCGCCCUCGCCACCCUCCGAGCCGCGCCGCUUCCCUUCCGCGGUGCCGAGGCCGCGACGCCCGCGGCGGCCCGAGCAGCGAGGCCACCGAGCCCCGUGCCCCGCCCCGCUCUGACCCGGCUUCGGCCCGCAGCGGGUUCGCGGCCCCGGACGCGGCGGGAGCCGUGCCCAGGACGGUGCGUCCGGCCUCGCCCGCGGCUUCGCCAGACAAGUUUGAACCAUGAUCACAGUCAACCCGGAUGGGAAGAUAAUGAUCAGAAGAUGCCUCGUCACCCUGAGACCCUUUCGGCUCUUUGUCCUGGGCAUCGGCUUCUUCACUCUCUGCUUCCUGAUGACCUCUCUGGGAGGCCAGUUCUCCACCCGGCGCCUGGGGGACUCACCCUUCACCAUCCGCACAGAAGUGCUGGGUGGCCCUGAGUCCCGAGGCGUCCUCCGCAAGAUGAGCGACCUGCUGGAGCUGAUGGUGAAGCGCAUGGACAUGCUGGCUCGGCUGGAGAACAGCAGCGAGCUGCACCGGGCAGCUAGUGACACGCACCUUGCGGCAGACAGGCUCUCCCCUGGGGCCGGCCUCAUGGAGCGGAUCCAGGCCAUCGCCCAGAAUGUCUCUGACAUUGCCGUGAAGGUGGACCAGAUCCUGCGCCACAGUAUGCUCCUGCACACCAAGGUGUCUGAGGGCCGGCAGGAUCAGUGCGAGGCUCCCAGCGACCCCAAGUUCCCUGACUGCCCCGGGAAGGUGGAGUGGAUGCGUGCCCGCUGGACCUCUGACCCCUGCUACGCCUUCUUCGGGGUGGAUGGCACCGAGUGCUCUUUCCUCAUCUACCUCAGCGAGGUCGAGUGGUUCUGCCCCCCGCUGCCCUGGAGGAACCAGACGAGGGCUCAGAUGGCCCCCAAACCCCUCCCCAGAGUCCAGUCAGUUUUCCGGAGCAACCUGUCCCACCUGCUGGAGCUGAUGGGCAGUGGGAAGGAGUCACUGAUAUUCAUGAAGAAGCGGACCAAGCGGCUCACAUCCCAGUGGGCAACAGCUGCCCAGCGCCUGGCACGGAAGCUGGGGGACAUCCAGAGGGACCAGAAGCAGAUCCUCGUGCACAUCGGCUUCCUGACGGAGGAGUCUGGGGACGUGUUCAGCCCGCGGGUGCUGAAGGGCGGGCCCCUGGGGGAGAUGGUGCAGUGGGCAGACAUCCUGGCAGCUCUCUAUGUCCUGGGCCACAGCCUGAGGGUCACUGUGUCCCUGAAGGAGUUGCAGAGUAACUUAGGGGUGCCGCCAGGCCGGGGGAACUGCCCACUCACCAUGCCUCUGCCUUUCGACCUCAUCUACACUGACUACCAUGGCCUGCAGCAGAUGAAGCAGCACAUGGGACUCUCCUUCAAGAAGUACCGGUGCCGAAUCCGGGUCAUUGACACCUUCGGGACGGAACCUGCAUAUAACCACGAGGAGUACGCCACGUUGCACGGCUACCGGACCAACUGGGGGUACUGGAACCUCAACCCCAAGCAGUUCAUGACCAUGUUCCCUCACACCCCGGAUAACUCCUUCAUGGGCUUCGUGUCUGAGGAGCUCAACGAGACGGAGAAGCAGCUCAUCAAAGGCGGCAAGGCCAGCAACAUGGCCGUAGUGUACGGCAAGGAGACGAGUAUCUGGAAGGGGAAGGAGAAGUUCCUGGCCAUCCUGAACAAGUACAUGGAGAUCCAUGGCACAGUGUACUAUGAGAGCCAGCGGCCCCCCGAGGUCCCAGCCUUUGUGAAGAACCAUGGCCUCCUGCCACAGCCUGAGUUCCAGCAGCUGCUUCGAAAAGCCAAACUCUUCAUAGGCUUUGGCUUCCCCUACGAGGGCCCAGCUCCGCUGGAGGCCAUCGCCAAUGGCUGUGUCUUCCUGCAGUCGCGCUUCAGCCCCCCCCACAGCUCCCUCAACCACGAGUUCUUCCGGGGCAAGCCCACCUCCAGGGAGGUGUUCUCCCAGCAUCCCUACGCCGAGAACUUCAUCGGCAAACCCCACGUGUGGACUGUGGACUACAACAACUCGGAGGAGUUUGAGGCAGCCAUCAAGGCCAUCAUGAAAACCCAGGUAGACCCCUACCUGCCCUACGAGUACACCUGCCAGGGGAUGCUGGAGCGGAUCCAUGCCUACAUCCAGCACCAGGACUUCUGUGCAGCCCCAGGCCCUACCCUACCAGGUGCCCACGCAUCCCAGAGCCCCUUUGUCCUGGCCCCCAAUGCCACCCACCUGGAAUGGGCUCGAAACGCCAGCUUGGCCCCUGGGGCCUGGCCCCCGACUCGCUCCCUGCGGGCCUGGCUGGCCGCCCCUGGGAGGACCUGCAGUGACGCCUGCCUGGACCACGGCCUGAUCUGCGAGCCUUCCUUCUUCCCCUUCCUCAACAGCCGGGACGCCUUCCUCAAGCUGCAGGUGCCCUGUGACAGCACAGAGUGGGAGAUGCACCACCUGUACCCAGCCCUCGCGCAGCCCGGCCAGGAGUGCUACCUGCAGAAGGAGCCCCUGCUCUUCAGCUGUGCUGGCGCCAGCACCAAGUACCAGCGGCUCUGCCCAUGUCGUGACUUCCGCAAGGGCCAGGUGGCCUUGUGCCAGGGCUGCCUGUGAGAUUCUGGAAGCCACACUGCCUGGCACCCCGGCCAGGCUCCCAUGCAGGAGAAAGCACCAGCAGAUUCCCAGCUCCGACCGCCUGAGCGUGCACCGUGACGCCUCUAGCUGGAGCCUCCUUCCCGGGCCAGGAAGUGGGCAGAGGAGAGCUGAGCCCAGGGGUGGGAGGCAGCAACCCCCAGCCCCCCGCCCUGGGCAGCUCUUCAUUCUCACCUCAGAUGCACAGCCCAGCAGCAAGGGGUCUGAGUCCCCUUGCUUCGUUCAAGGCGAGAUUGGAACCACAUAGAGAACGGACCAGGGCCUCCUCAUCUGCACGAUGGGGGGCAGGGCCACGCUGCCUGUGCUCCACUGAAGGGGCCCCGGAAUGGAGGGCAAACCUGGGCAAUGCUCGCUUUUCAGGGUGCCCUCUUUCUGGGAGGGCAGCCACGCACACAGGACCAGACGUGUCCCUCUGGAACUGAUUAGGGCAUGGAUAGAAGGCAGAGGUGGGGGGCGAGAGACCCUGCCCAUGCCUCCUUGGCCCCAUCCCGCCCUCCCCUUCACCUCUCCUGAUUUCCCCCUUCCCCCCUCUGCGCUUGGACCCCCAGCUGGGUGCACAGAGGCCUCCCAGGCCCCAGCUGGACUCUCUUUCUCCUGCCUGUUCCAACGCUCUUCACUUUGGGCUUCUCUCAGAACCUAUCCUGCCACGACCUGCAAUUCCAGACCCUGGAUUUGUUUGUGCAGCUUCAGUCCCACUCCCCUUACCCCCGCACCCCCCCCCGGGCCAGUUUCCACCCUCUGACCACAGGCUCUGGGACCACACAGGGCCCAGGCCCUGUCCUCCCUCCCCAGCACGCACCUUUUGCAGGCAGGGUCUGGCAUGGAGCCCAUGGCACACCCUGCCCGGUUCCACCAGCUCCGAGGCAGCUCCCACCCCAUCUUGCUGCGUCUGAGCCCCUCCCUCCAGCUUCCUGCAGCCUUGGACCACCUCAGCACCCAUCUCCGUGCAGCAUGCCUGCCCCUCCACCCACACCCAGAGCCCUGUCUGAUUCGGCGGGUCUGGCCUGCAGAAACACUGCCACACCUGCUGUUUUGUAAUCCCACCCCUGCUUGGAGAGGCAAGGCCUGCCCUCAGCCCUCCCAGGGAGGCCAAGGGGCCCGGAGCUGGGCCCUGCUAUGGGGCUGAAGGUGCAUAGGUCCCCUCCUGGCCUGGUGGACCCUGCCACCACAGAGCCCUCAGCUGCAGGAAACAGCAGUUCCCAAGUACCUGACCUGUCGGGGGAAAGCAAUAGAGACACACUUUUCUCUUUCUCUCUCUCUUUUUUUUAAAGAUUUAUUUCUUGAAAUAAUAAAUAUUUUGUUGGGAUGUGAGAUGCUGAAGAA
Heterocephalus glaber (naked mole-rat) is the source of this 4004-nucleotide messenger RNA. It is a transcript of the gene Mgat5b, whose product is annotated as alpha-1,6-mannosylglycoprotein 6-beta-N-acetylglucosaminyltransferase B. Gene Ontology annotation, biological process: protein N-linked glycosylation. The record is from RefSeq and is a predicted model, not a curated record. Gene Ontology annotation, molecular function: alpha-1,6-mannosylglycoprotein 6-beta-N-acetylglucosaminyltransferase activity. Lineage: Eukaryota; Metazoa; Chordata; Mammalia; Rodentia; Bathyergidae. Gene Ontology annotation, cellular component: Golgi apparatus.